AUGCUUGAUAGCCAGAUACCUGGAAUAUUCUCCGCAGUGCAUUCGAUUCUACAGUGCGUGUGAUCUGCAAAUUUGUUUUUCUUGCUAUACGGCCAUUUUCACAGGGGGCAAGCUGUACGACAAGUACAACACGCAGGUGAUAUCGAUCAUCAUGAUGUCUUUGACCUGCUUCACUGUGCUCAUGAUUCCGAUCAGCGGGUAUCUCGCCUUGGCGCAUGUCAUGGUCUUCUUCGAAGGGCUCAGCUUAGGUGCAUUUGGCACAGGUGCGACCGUGUGGAUCAUGAAGAUGUGGCCCCGAAACUCGAGCCCUGCCCUGCAAACUUUUCACCUAGCCUUCGGCGUCGGCUGCCUCCUGGCGCCCCUCGUUGCGAGACCUUUUCUGUCUACGCCAAGCAGCGGCUCUGCCAAUUCGACGAUGCCGAGUGUGAACGUAACCUCGAACGACACCACCGACGUUGCGUCACUCGCAAUUGUGGAAAGUGUGAACGAAACAGCGGCUGACGACGGCCGCAGCAAAGUUCACUACGCCUUUGCAAUAGCCAGCGGCUUCCAACUAUUCCUAGUAACUUCCAUGGUUGUGCUCUACUGUAUCGACGGUGCCAGCUUCAAGACACAUAGGACAAACGUCACGGAUCACGCGCAUUCGGGUUUGCAAGAAUCGUCUGGUAGCAGACGCUUCUCCCGCAUAGCGCUUGCAAUGCUGUGCGCCUACGGGUGCGUGUACGUAGCCAUAGAGGUCACGACGUCGCAGAUGUUGCCAACGUUCGCCGUGAAAUGUGACUUGCACUUCUCAAAGCCACUGGCGUCUCAGCUGGUGGCCGUUUACUUUUUCUGCUUCGCCGCCAGUCGUCUUGCCGCCGCGAUAGUAACAAUCAAAGUGUCGGCCUUCCAUGUCUUGGUUGGCUCGCACGUCGUCUUGGUCGUCACGGCUACUGUGUUAGUGGGAUGGGGCUCCAGCAACGCCAUCGCACUGUGGACCGCGAGCGCCCUUGCGGGCAUUGCUCAGGGACCCCUAAAUGCAGCAAUGACGGCGUGGGUUGCGACGCAUAUCGACAUCAGCAACAAGAUGAUGUCGCUCGUGGUGGUUACGGCGGGCAUUGGCUCUCUCUCCCCGCCGCUCCUUGUGGGGCAGUUCAUGGACACCAGCCCGAACAUAUUCUUGUACGUGUGCUUUGGAGCGGUGAUGGCAGCUGUAGCUAUAUUUAUAUGUACGCGCCUAUAUCUAAGAAAGAAGCCCAUGGCGAACACGAGGGGGGGUCUUGUCGUGAACGUCGAUGACGACAGCCCCGAUGACGGGGCGCCUUCCGUCUAAAAGCUGUUUGUGUUCUGGACUGCAGCGAAGAUUCGCUUCUUCUUAGAUGAGGUAAUAAAUGAUUGGGGAACUAC
Dermacentor andersoni is the source of this 1386-nucleotide messenger RNA. Its product is annotated as sodium-dependent glucose transporter 1-like. Gene Ontology annotation, biological process: transmembrane transport. Gene Ontology annotation, molecular function: D-glucose transmembrane transporter activity. The record is from RefSeq and is a predicted model, not a curated record. Lineage: Eukaryota; Metazoa; Arthropoda; Arachnida; Ixodida; Ixodidae.